AUGAUAAGAUUAGAUAAUAGUCAGCCGCAUACGGUAAAGGCGAUGACAUUUUCGUUCAAAUCAAGUAUGGAAGAUAUCAGCAAGGAAGAAAUAACCAGCCAGGAUCUGGCCUUGUUCAAAGAUGCAUUGACUGGGGCAGGAUGUGAUGAUAUAGAGCUGAAGCUAUACACCAUCAAGCGCAUAGCAACAAUAGCCAAAAUACUAGGUCCUGAGAAAACAGUCGAAGAUCUUCUACAUUUCAUCGAUUCUAACCUAGGUAGCUUGGAGGAUGAAGUUUUGUGUGCUCUGGUAGAGGAAUUGGAAUUGUUUCUGCCACUUGUGGGAGGACCAGAUCAUUGCUACGAACUAUUUUCGAUACUCUUGCGAAUAAGUAGGUCUGUCGAUGAGACAUUGGUCAGAAACAGGGCUGUAGAAGCUAUCAAGAAGUUGCUGAAGGACAUCGAUCAACAGCUGACUGAGAAAUUUCUUGUCUCCAGUUUGGUUGGUAAUAGUGAAAACAUCUGGUUCCAGGAGAAGUGCUCAACUUUAUCUCUUAUACCGGUUUGUUAUCCAAAAGCAAGCCCAGAAAAUAAAAUACUUCUGAGGCAUAAAUACUGCCAAAUAUACGAAGACAAUUCCUCACUUGUCAGAAAAUUAGCUGCAAUUGGCCUUCCUGAAUUCAUCAAUGUAUUGGAAAUAGAGCAUGUCUUGAAGGAAUUCAUACCUCUACUGAACAUGAUCGUUGAAGAUGAUCAGGAAAUUGUUAGGAUGAAUGCAGUGGAGGUAGCACUGAGUAUAGCACUCAAGUCUAAAAACCAGGAGGUUAGAAAUGACAUGUUUGAAAUUGUCAAAAAACAAUCCGAAAACAGUUCAUGGAGAAUACGCCAAAAAGUUGCUACGACGAUCAAUUACAUAGCCUCGGUGUUCGCAGAGGAAGAUUUCAUCGAAACCCUGCUGGAAAUGUACGACAACCUCAUCAACGAUUCAGAGACAGAAGUGAGGAUGGAAGCCGUGCUGAAUCUAUACAACUUCGCGAACAGCUUACACAGCAACCUCGAAAAAAUUAGGGAUUCCAAGCGCACCUUCCAAGAAGUUUUUCUUCGUGAACUGAUGCCCAGCAUCCUUUCCAUAACCACCGAUGCGUCCAACGACGUCCAAGUGGCAUUUUCGUCGGUCAUUUUAUCCCUGGGUCUACUGAUACCCGACGAUAUUUUCAAAGAUACAAUUCUGUCCAUUGUUGUCAACGGUUUGGAGAAAGACAAACCUCUACUAUUCAAAGAAAACAUCUUGAUGAACCUGGGUUUUCUGCCGAAGGAUGUCGAUCUCGUCAAAUCACUGACUUCGAUCAAGAGCAUCAUAAAACACAUCCUCCUGACAUCGGAAACCUCGUGGAGAACCAGAAGAAGUCUCCUGGUCAGCUUUGUCCAUGUUAGCAAAUUCUGUUCGGCAGAGUAUUUUCAGAACAACUUGCUGGUGUACUACAUUCUACUCCUCAAGGAUAACAUAUACGCAGUACGAAGGGCCGCCACCCUUAUUCUUCCUAUUCUAACGAAGAGGUUUGGUGUCAGAUGGUUCAUUCAGGAGGUGAUGCCUCAAAUUAUGGACAUACUGAAGAGCAAGAAGUACCUCAUGAGAUACGUUGUAUUGUUCUGCAUCCAAGAACUGGUAUUUCCAACUAUACUCGUCAAUGAUAAAUCACAAUGUGGUAAUGAAAUAUACAUUCGGGAUAUCAAGGAAUUGAUUGAAAAAGACGAAAAGAAAUAUGGCAAACUUUUAUGUAGGAUAUCAAGCUUAAAUAGAAAGCUGAAAGAAUCACUCGAUAAAGAACCAUUCAAAGAAAUCAUCACAACAUAUAGUGACGAGUACAAUAUUAGCGAAGAAAACGUAAGAAUCUACUCGGAAGAAUUGUUAGAUUCCAUUAUGAAAAACGAUGAAGCAAUAUUUUCGGUAGAAUCAAGUGAAGUUGAAGGUGACAUAAGUUAUUUAGAAGGCAUUCUGAUCCUUCUCAACAAAUGUAUCCUUAACGUACUCAAAUCUAUGCUAGAGGAUCCAACCGAAAAUAUUAAAGACAGGGUAAAAUACACCCUGACAAGGAUCAAACAAUUCUCUAACGAGUUGAGCAAGGAGUUGUCGUCCAUGUGGAUUUCCGACUACACUUCUAGAAUAGAAGAAGUUGCAUGGAAGGCAAUAGAUGAAGAACUAGAUAGAGAGAUCGAUAAGGCUGUGAUAGAUAGCACGAAUGCGGAAAAAAUAGAUACAGACUUGAUGGAUACCAUAUCCGUUGAUUCUACAAUGGUCGAGACAGGCAGCGCUAAAAUCGAUAUUCAGAAAUUGGAAGUAUUUCCUAAUGAACGUCUUCCAUCGGAAGAGAUGCAUUUCGAGCAGAUGGAAAGUUUGGAUGAGGAGAAAUGUAAAGACUCGAACUGCUGAGAUUUCUUGGUAACUGGUCAAUCUGUAUCUUUAGCUUUUGUAUUCGAUAGUUUUGUAUAUAUAAUUGUAAAUAAAGACUUUUCUGGA
Messenger RNA from Coccinella septempunctata (seven-spotted ladybird), 2496 nucleotides. Its product is annotated as serine/threonine-protein phosphatase 2A 65 kDa regulatory subunit A beta isoform-like. NCBI's taxonomy places the organism in Eukaryota, Metazoa, Arthropoda, Insecta, Coleoptera, Coccinellidae. The coding region runs from base 1 to 2409 and encodes 802 amino acids. Gene Ontology annotation, molecular function: protein phosphatase regulator activity. Gene Ontology annotation, biological process: protein dephosphorylation. The record is from RefSeq and is a predicted model, not a curated record. The transcript is spliced from 5 exons. Gene Ontology annotation, cellular component: protein phosphatase type 2A complex; cytoplasm.